Molecule: messenger RNA, 3737 nt
Organism: Lutzomyia longipalpis
Lineage: Eukaryota; Metazoa; Arthropoda; Insecta; Diptera; Psychodidae
Gene: SA1
Product: cohesin subunit SA-1
Exons: 4
Coding region: 199-3603 (1134 amino acids)
Biological process (GO): sister chromatid cohesion
Cellular component (GO): cohesin complex; chromatin; nucleus
Molecular function (GO): chromatin binding
Source: RefSeq, a predicted model, not a curated record
GACUGAAACAUGAAAAACGUCAAAUUUCCAAUUUGUUUGCAAACAUUUCUCAAAAAAAAACAAGAAAAAUCAUAGAAAAAUCAGUGAAAAUUGUGUUUUUCCUGCUUAAAUCUCCUCAAUAGGAGUUCCAUCAGCGAUUAGCAGUGCAGGACAUUGAUUUACUUCAUUGAAAAAGGCUCAAAAGAGAGUGAAAGAAAGAUGCAUCGAAGGGGCGGGAAGCGCAUCCGGAUGAUGGAAGCUAGUUUCCAAGAGCAGAUGAAUGAGAGUGAAUCCGAUCAUGGUGGGGACAGUGAGUCGUCUCCGGGAAAGGGAGGGAGGAUGACGAGAUUACGUGCCAGGGGUGGCGUCCGGGAUAAACCACCGAUAAUUGAUGAUGAUAUUGACGAUCUGCUGGAGCCUGUGCUCAAGCGGAGGAAGCAGUACACAGUGAAGCAGCCACGGAAGGCUCCAGCAGAGCCGCGGGAGCGUGUUGAGCGGGAGCCACGCGUUGAGAGGGCGGCCACAGCAGCGGAGAAGGAGACACGAGAUGUGACGACGGAUGAGACGAGCCUGUACUACAUUGUGAGGCACAGCAAGGCAGCCAUUGCCACCAUUGUGGACGAUUGGAUUUCCAGCUACAAGACAGUCCGGGAGACCGCCCUGAUCUCCCUCAUGCAGUUCUUCAUCAAUGCCAGUGGGUGCAAAGGGAAGAUUGAUCACAAAUUGCCGGCAAUUGAGCACACAGCCACCAUCCGGAAGAUGACGGAGGAAUUCGACGAGGAGAGCGGGGAGUAUCCAUUGAUUAUGCCAGGGCAGCAAUGGAAGAAAUUCAAGCAGAACUUUUGCGAUUUUGUUCAGACUCUCGUGAAGCAGUGUCAGUACUCCAUUAUCUACGAUCAAUUCCUCAUGGACAAUGUAAUCAGCCUCCUCACGGGGCUCAGUGAUUCCCAAGUGCGUGCCUUCCGGCAUACUGCAACACUGGCAGCAAUGAAGCUGAUGACAGCCCUCGUGGAUGUUGCUUUGCUUGUUUCCGUGAAUUUUGACAACAGCGCUCGGCAGUACGAAGCGGAGCGCCUCAAGACACGCGACAAACGUGCUUCGGAUCGGCUUGAGUCCCUCAUGACGAAGCGAACGGAACUGGAGGAGAAUAUGGAUGAAAUCAAGAACAUGCUCACGUACAUGUUCAAAUCCGUCUUCGUGCAUCGCUACCGGGACACGCUGCCGGACAUCCGGGCCAUCUGUAUGACCGAAAUCGGGGUGUGGAUGCAGAAAUUCAGUCAGAACUUCCUCGAUGAUUCCUACCUCAAGUACAUCGGGUGGACGCUUCACGAUAAAAUAGGCGACGUCCGGCUACGCUGCCUUCAAGCUCUCCUCCCCCUCUACGCGUCCGAAGAGUUCAAAGGGAAACUCGAGCUGUUCACGUCCAAAUUCAAAGAUCGCAUCGUGGCAAUGACGCUGGACAAGGAAUUCGAGGUGGCCGUCCAUGCGGUUCGGCUCGUAAUCAGCAUCCUCAAAAUCCAUCCGGACAUCCUCACGGAUAAAGACUGUGAGAUUGUCUAUGAGCUCGUUUAUUCCUCCAAUCGUGGUGUGGCUCAAGCUGCGGCGGAAUUUCUCAAUGUGCGCCUCUUCCGUCUCGACGAGGAGGCCCUCAGUACCGUCGUGAAGACCAAGAGGGGAAAGAUUCGGCUGCCCAACACUCCCCUCAUCCGGGAUCUCGUGCAGUUCUUCAUUGAAUCCGAGCUUCACGAGCACGGAGCAUAUCUGGUGGAUUCCUUUGCGGACAACAAUCCCAUGGUGAAGGAUUGGGAAUGUAUGACGGAUCUCCUGUUGGAGGAUCCGGGUCUGGGGGAGGAGCCACUGGAUAAUAAGCAGGAAUCCACAUUGAUUGAGAUUAUGGUCUCAUCGGUGCGUCAAUGCGCUACGGGAGAGCCCCCAAUUGGCCGUGGGAGUAGCCGGAAGAUGAAUUUGUCGGCGAAGGAGCACAAAGUGGUGCAGGAUGACAAGCAGAAGCUCACGGAGCACUUCAUCCAGACCCUCCCGACGCUCCUGCAUCGCUAUUCAGCUGAUGCGGAGAAACUGACGAAUCUUCUGGCCAUUCCGCAGUACUUUGAUUUGGAUAUUUAUACAACAGCCCGACAGGAGGGAGCCCUGCAGGCGCUUCUGGACAAAAUGGCGCACAUCAUGUCCAUUCACACGGAUCGUGAUGUGCUGGAGACGUGCGCAAAGACACUGGAAUACCUCUGCACGGAAGGAAGUGCAAUCUACACGAAAUGCGACGUUUCCAGGUCAACGAUAAUCGAUCAGUGCGUCAAUCGCUACAAGGAGGCCAUUGACGAUUGGAGGACACUCAUUGCGGGCGAGGAGGUUCCGGAUGAAGAUGAGAUUUUCAACGUUGUGAGCAGCCUGAAGAAGGUUUCAAUUCUCUUCUCGUGCCACAAUCUCAAUCAAUGGGGGCUUUUUGACAGCCUCUACCGGGAUAUUCAUGAGCUGCAAACGGGCGAAGUGGGUGAGGCUGUGUUGCCCAAUGAGGCUCUCAUCUACUGCAUCGAGGGAUGCUUCUUCUCCAUCAACUGGGCCCUUCAUAGUUUGGAGAAUUUCUGCGAUUCGGGAAUGCUUCAGGCACAGCUGGAUGAGAUGCGGGUGAAUCUCCAUAAAUAUCUCGAUUCCUGCCGCGAACUCAUUCGCCGGGGGAGUAGUGAGGACAUUCAGGAGGCUGCCUAUGUGUCCAUUUGUGAUCUCCUGAUCAUCUUCUCGGAUCAACUAGCAGUCAAUGGGGCUCCCCAUCUGCGGGCACUGCAGUACGAAGCAUCAACUGACAUGCAGGGGGUUCUCAAUGAUUUUGUGCAGCAGCACGUGUUUGCCCUGCAGCAGGAUGAAGGGCAGGAUGAGAGGCGUAUUGAGGAGUUGCACAAGAAGCGGAAUUUCCUCGCGGGCUACUGCAAGCUCAUUAUCUACAACAUAAUUCCCACUAAAGCCGCCGCGGAUAUCUUCAAGCACUACCUAAGGUGCUACAAUGAGUACGGGGACAUCAUAAAGUCCACACUGGGUAAGGCGCGUGAGAUAAAUAAGGUAAAUUGCGCCAUGACGAUGUGCUUGAGUCUCGUGACGAUGUUCAAGGAGAUUCAGGCAAAAUACAACACAAUUCGCAUCUCAAAGGGCGUCCCGGAAUUUUCGGAUCUUCGUGAGUUGGCAAAACGCUUCACGCUGUCAUUUGGGUUGGACGCCGUGAGGAAUCGCGAGGCGAUAACAGCUCUACAUCGUGCGGGGAUUCUCUUUGCCGUCACACAACCACCGGAUGUGGCAGAGGACCCCCAUUCGCCGCCACCGUGUCUCCUCUUCCUGGAGAUAAUCAUGGAAUUCACGAAUAAGCUGAUAAAGCAGGACAAGAGGCUGGUGCUGAAUUUCCUCGAGAGGCGAAUGACGUCCGAUAUGCCGCUCAAUCGUGGCGAAGAUUGGCAGCCGCUCAUUAACUAUCGCAACGCUCUCCUUCAUGGGGAAUCAGAUCAACCCGUUGUGGCACCCAAGAGGGCCUACACGCGUCGCCGCAAGGAUCAGGAACACGCAGAAGAUGCUGAAGAUGAAAAUGAAGAGGCAGCAGAUUCGGAACCAGAGUACAGACGCUGAAAAACUUUAAAGGAAAAAAAAACAUCCCAAAUAUUUCUCCCAGAAUUUCAAUGUGAAUUAAAAUUUCAAUGUAAUUUUCAUCUCUAACAAAUAUUUUCUUCAUGAAUUUGGAAAAUAAAUAAGCUUGAAGAGAA